CCUCCUCUCCCAAGCAGUCUCCCUUCCCCUGCCCGACUACCUACCGCACGGCCUUCACCCACUACCUGGACAUUGUGACCCCCCCGCGCACGCACAUCAUCCAGGCCCUGGUUCAGUCGGCUCCCGAGGGGUCCCCCUCGCGUGGGCACCUCCAGGCCCUCCUCUCGCCCGAGAGCAAGGAGGAGCUCAACCGCUAUCUGAAUGUGGACUACCGGUCGCUGGCCGACAUUCUCCUGCAGUACCCGGACAUUCGGCCGCCGGUGGACCUGAUCCUGGAACUGCUGCCCCGUCUGCAGUGCCGUUACUACUCGAUCGCCACCUCGAGCCGGGUCAGCCCGGAUACCGUGGCCAUUUGCGCCUCUCUGACGGAGUUCACCACCAACACCGGGCGCCAGGUGACCGGUGUGGCCACCGGCAUGUUUGCCAACAUCAAGCCCGCCUUCGAGGCUGCGGUGGCCGCUGGCGAUCCCGCCUCGGUGGCCUUCCCCACCAUGCCGGUUUUCAUUCGGAGCUCCUCCUUCAAGCUGCCGGCUCUCUCCACCCGUCCGGUUCUGAUGAUUGGCCCUGGCACCGGUGUGGCUCCCUUCCGUGGGUUUGUCCAGGAGCGCCUGUACCAGCGUGACAAUCUCAAUCGCGAGGUCGGCGAUACGGUUCUCUUCUUUGGCGCCCGUUUCCCGGAGGAGUUCCUCUAUGAGGAGGAGUUCCGCGCGGCCGAGGAGUCCGGCCUCCUGGAGCUGCAUGUCUGCUUCUCGCGCGUGCCCGGCACUCAGCACAAGUAUGUGCAGCAUCUGCUGGAGGUCCACCGCGAGCGCGUGUGGGAUCUCAUCCAGCGCAAUGCCCUCAUCUAUGUGUGUGGCGAUGCCAAGAACAUGGCUCGCGAUGUCAACCGCAAGUUUGUCGACAUCGCCCGCGACCUCGGGGGCUUGACCGAGGAGGAUGCCGUGAACUUUGUCAAGAAGCUUCGCAGUGACGCCCGCUACUUCGAGGAUGUCUGGACCUAA
Messenger RNA from Fonticula alba, 1001 nucleotides. RefSeq lists its product as hypothetical. Lineage: Eukaryota; Rotosphaerida; Fonticulaceae. Gene Ontology annotation, molecular function: FMN binding; flavin adenine dinucleotide binding; NADPH-hemoprotein reductase activity. Gene Ontology annotation, cellular component: cytosol. The record is from RefSeq and is a predicted model, not a curated record. The annotation marks the transcript as partial. The transcript has a single exon.